Messenger RNA from Blepharisma stoltei, 1173 nucleotides. Lineage: Eukaryota; Ciliophora; Heterotrichea; Heterotrichida; Blepharismidae. The record is from the annotation of a GenBank genome assembly.
AUGGGAUCUUCCUGCGAAAACGAUGCGGAGUGCCAAUAUGGGACUCUAUGCAUGACAGAAAUUCAAAGAUGUGUUCCAAUUGGCUCUUUAGAAGUCGGCACUCGAGUUUAUGAGUGCAGUUAUGGCAUCAAUUUACUCUGUCAGUAUGGAACUUGUGCAAGUCUACUCACAGAUGAAGAUUAUUUUUUCUGCAAUAAGCCUGUGAAAUCUAAAUCAGAAUUUCCAGAAACCUGCAGUAUAGACAGCAAUUGUCAAAAGUAUGGAUGCUGUCUUUCAGAGUAUGACGAUUUCUAUGAAAGAUUUCUUCCGCAUAAUUGCUUUGACUCAUGCCUUUUCCUCGGGAGCAUUUUCUCUUGCAGCGAUUUCCUCAGCACCAUUUGAUCAAAGCUUUUCUUAUUAGACAUUUGUUGAAAAAUAACAGUUUUUUCUGGAAAAAUGUUAAAUUCCCCCUACUUCCAUAAGCGAGCAAAAUCAUUUGAAAAAUCCCUAUUUUUUGCCCCAAAACCCACCCUCCUUAAGCGAACAAAAAUUUUUUAUGAAAAAAGAAUUUUUGAGAUAAGUGAUAAUUAUGAUAAUAAAAUCUCGAGCUGGUUCUGUUUAAUUUUAAACAGCUUUCAAUUUCAAACAUAAAUUUCGCAGAUUAAAUUAAUUUUUUACUUCUCAGUUUUUACAAAUUUGAUUUUUUUUAAAUCUUAAUAAAUCUAAAAAAAUCAACUCUCUCCGUAAGCCGUAAGCGAACAAAAUUUUUGUUCGUUUACGGAGGGGAGGGGGGAGUAAGAAUAAAAAAGCUCCCCACCAGAUUUUGCUGAGAAAAUGGCUGCCUGGAAAAAAUCAUAAACAAAGAGCAUGUACGGAUGCUUUUGUCAACAUCAUGAAACUGAGACAGGAGUAUGCCCACUAUUCCAAGGAGAUGAACCAAUGCAGCUUGCAAUCCAGCAGGUAAUGAACUGGCAUAAAAGCAAAGAGAUUCAAAAUUGCAAUUCAAGUAGAAGAGAGGAUUUAAUCUGCGCUAAAGAAAUGCUUGAUGACAAUGCUUACCAAAAGCUGAUAAAUUCUUUAUCGUAUGUGAAAUUUUAUCCAGUAAAUUUAAGCUUUGAUGAGUGUGUUUUAAAUGCGCUUACAACGAAUAUGCUUGGGGAGAUGAGUGAUUAUCUAGAAAGAUAUAUUAAUUAA